GACGCCCUGAUGAAGCUUCAAAUUCCCCCAGAGUUGAUGCCUCAAUGACCCUGUUUAAUGAGUGGAUUGUGAACAAUGAGUUAGAAGAGCACCAAGCUACAGGUCCCUGGUACACAUGGCUUAAUAAACAGACAACCAACCCUAUUGGCAAGAGGCUGGACAGAGUUCUUAUCAAUUUUCUUUGGAUGGAUAGAGUCAAGGACAGCAAAGUACAUUUUCAAGCUCCAGGCGUCUCGGACCAUUGUCCUAUUUUCGUCGACACUAUAGCUUCUCAGAAGUCACUCCCUAAACCAUUCAAAUUCUUUAAGUUUUGGUUGCAUCACCCUCGUUUUGAUGAGUUGCUUGAAGUGGCUUGGAGAAGUAAAGUCACAAGUAAACACCCUCUGAUUAGAGUCUGCCAGAAGUUGAAGAAUCUAAAGAAUUUACUCUGACAGUUAAAUAGGGAGGAGUUCUCAGAUAUCAAGGAGAAGGUUAAGGAAAAGGAAGAAGAGGUACAGAAAAUCCAACAGCUGGCUCUUAGUGAUCCUUCCGCUUCAAAUUUUGAGGCUGAAAGGAAACUGGGACAGGAACUGAAAGUAUUGAUGGAUGCUGAGGAGUGUUUCUUUAGGCAGAAGUCAAGAGAGUGCUGGCUCAAAACUGGGGAUAUGAACUCUGCCUAUUUCCAUCGGUCAGUCGGAUCAAGGCAAAAGAAAUGUACUAUACGAAUGCUAAGGAAUGAGUCAGGAGAGCAAAUUCAAGAAGUGGAUGAAAUGGCUAAGAUUGCAGUCAGCUUUUAUGAAGAUCUGUUGGGGGUGGUGGAUCCUGAAGUAAUGAAGAUGCCAGAUAACUAUAUUUCUGAUCUACUGAAACAUAAACUCAAGAGGAGCAAACUGGUGACCUCUGUGAACCUUUUACAGAUGAGCAGAUUAAAGCUGUUCUGUUUGCUAUGGAUGGGGACAAAAGCCCUGGUCCCGAUGGGUUUUCUGCCGCUUUCUUUCAAUAUGUCUGGCCACUCAUUGGAGAUGAGGUAAGCUCUGCAAUUAAAUUCUGUUUUGAGCAAGAUAGAAUCCCUAAGCCAGUUAAUGCUACCAUUCUUUCUCUCAUCCCUAAAGUCCCAAACCCGGAUGAAAUGAAAAAAUUUCGUCCCAUCUCCUGUUGCAACAUAUUAUACAAGUGUAUCUCCAAGCUUAUUGCUAAUAGACUUAGUCCUCUGUUACCUUCUCUCAUUAGCAAAAAUCAGACUGCUUUUGUCAAAGGUAGGCUUAUAGGGGAGAAUAUUCUAUUGGCACAUGAACUGGUUCACAAGUAUUCUAGACAGAACAUUUCUUCGAGGUGUGCUCUUAAGAUUGAUCUUAUGAAGGCCUUCGACUCAGUUAACUGGGAAUUUAUUCUUCAAGUUUUAAAGUGCAUGAAGUUCCCUGAAAGGUUUAUUAAAUGGAUCAGUAUGUGUGUGUACCCCCAUGCUCAGUGUUUGUUUCAAUGGAGGUCUAGUCGGUUAUUUUCAAGCAAAGAAAGGGGUCAGACAGGGUGACCCCUUGUCUCCCUAUUUGUUCUCUAUAGCAAUGGAAGUUUUCACAUGUUUACUUGAUAAUUCGGCUGCUAAGGGACUGUUCCCUUACCAUCCCAUGUGCAAAGGCAUUAAGCUCACCCACCUAUGCUUCGCGGAUGACCUUCUGGUCUUCUCGGAUGGAUCCAAUAAUGGGAUACAGGAGAUGCAACAGGUUUUGGAGCAAUUCAAGAAAGUUUCUGGUCUUAAGUCUAACCCUAGCAAGUGUGAGGUUUUCUUUGGAGGGCUUGACAAGGAGGAAAAGAAAAUCAGAGCAGCACGAUAUGGUUAUAAGUUAGGUGAAUUUCCAGUACGCUACCUGGGAGUUCCUCUAAUAUCUGGGAAGCUUAGCUUAUCUUCAUGCCAAUCACUAAUAGAUAAGAUUGUUGCAAAAGUUAAGAGUUGGCAAGCUAAGUCAUUAUCUUAUGCUGGAAGAAUUGAACUUGUUGGCAAAGUGUUAUAUAGUCUUACACAAUUCUGGAUGUCAGUGUUUCUUUUGCCUAAAUCUGUCAUUAAAGAGGUGGAGAGAAUCUGUAGCAACUAUAUCUGGGGAGUUGGAGUUGGGACUAAACUGAGAGCAAAUGUUCUCUGGCAGAAAAUCACAUAUCUAAAAAAAGAAGGAGGACUGGGAUUCCGAGAUAUGUGGAGCUGGAAUCAGGCAUGUAUGGUGAGGCAUCUAUGGCUGAUCCUGCUGCAAGAGGGUUCAUUGUGGGUUGCUUGGAUCCAUAACUAUAAACUGAAGGGGAGGGACCUGUGGAGUUACUCCUGUACUUCAGGAUCCUGGAACUGGCGCAAGGUAUUAAAGUUAAGAGGUAAGAUUGCCUCCUUCAUUUCGUCAAGCGGGGGGGAACUUCGAUUCAAAAAUGCUCCUAUGCCUACUUACUCUAUAAAAAGGGUUUGGCAGACUUUGAGACAUGUUCAGCAAACUGUUAACUGGUGGAAGUUAGUUUGGAAGGGAAAAGCUAUUCCUCGUAACAGGGUGAUUACUUGGCUUGUAAUCAGAGGGAAUAUCAACACUAAAGAGAGGAUGAAGAGAUGGGGUUAUAGUGGGGGUAUGGAAUGUUGUCUUUGUGGAACAGGAGUGGAGGAUAGGGAUCAUUUGUAUGCUUGCUGUCCUUUCUCCCGUCGUGUGCUUGAGUCGGUUUUUGUUAAGUUUAUGCAGAUUCCAGUUAUGCAGAGCUGGGACGAGGUAGUGGCUCUGAUAAUGUCCAAGCUUGGUGGAAUAACAGAGGCAACUGAAACAGGAAAAUUGAUAUGGCAGGCCUGGGUGAGUUAUAUUUGGCGAGAACGCUGUCGACGUUUAUACUCAGCUGAGGAGAAGAGCUGCAAUGUUUUGGUGAAAGAGAUCAAGUCGGAAGUUGAAUGCCUGUUAGGGUCUCAUCGAGUUAGUCUGUUUUGGGACUCAUUGUCUAUAGUGGUCUGUCUUGGUUCUUGUUCUGUGGUUUAUUACAAUCAGUUUUGUUUUUGAUUCCUAGCUAGCAGGGUGUGUUGCUAGCACCUCUUUUUUGAUGAAUGAAACCCAAUGAUUCAUCAAAAAAACUAGCUACUAAUAAAAAGAUGACUGACAAAAGGAUCAUCAAAACAAGAGGCCAAUUUGCACAUGAACAAGAUCCACCACAAAAAAGUAGAUAAAGCUCAGAAAGCAGGUUAUGAGACAUGUUCUGGAAGAAUAAGACCUUGAAAUGGAGUUCGGUCAUAAACUGGAAUAUGGAGG
Messenger RNA from Linum trigynum, 3239 nucleotides. NCBI's taxonomy places the organism in Eukaryota, Viridiplantae, Streptophyta, Magnoliopsida, Malpighiales, Linaceae. The record is from the annotation of a GenBank genome assembly.